Molecule: messenger RNA, 4286 nt
Organism: Microcebus murinus (gray mouse lemur)
Lineage: Eukaryota; Metazoa; Chordata; Mammalia; Primates; Cheirogaleidae
Source: RefSeq, a predicted model, not a curated record
UUCUUCCAGCCAUUCAGAAAAAUCCCCCAGUGCUGUGUCUGCAACUGCUCUGGUCAUUUUAUCCAUUGACUUCUGCCACGUCGAAGAUGAGGCUGGCUUCUCCUGGGCGCUGCUGGCUGAGGGACCCAUCUGGACGUCUGCCACUCUCCACGAACUACGUCGACAGUGUGUGCCUCCCCUGUUGGAUGAGGAGCUCCAGGAGGGCAGAGGCAGUGCCCAGUUUUCUGCGGCACCUGGCGGGAGUCAGCAGGACUGUGUCUCCUGAACGUUUCCUUCAUCGCCUCCUUCACUUGAUCCACCAGGCCUGAAAUUGUUCCCUGCCCCAGUGGGAGAGCUGCCCAAUCCCUCUCCAGGCUCUGUGCCCCAUUUCCUCCUCUUUGGGUAGCUGGGUGGGAAUGGGGUGAAGGGGUCACUUGGGAACUCUACAGCGUGGUGCCCCUAAACCUUCUCGCCCACCAGGACAUGCCUUCUUAUCUAUCUUCCCUGUUGCCUGGACACUGAGUCCACAGAGAGACUGAACCAAUCUGGACGGACAUUUUACUUCCCCAAGGACUGGGGCCAAAGGCAGGAGCAACGCAGGGUUUUGCAGGAGCUGUGUCUUGUAGGGGAAUCCAGGUCAUCCAGCCCUGUGGAGACCUUGAUCCAGUGUCUCCCCACCCCCGCCCCUGGAGCUCUGGAGUAGAGGCCCUGCCAGCCCCUCAAGCACUGGGUCUGUUCAGUGAGCUUGUGUGUGAUCUAGGGCGGAAGGGGGGAACGACGAAACAAGCCCCUGGUUCAUCAAACGGGCACACAUUAAGCGUCUACUGUGUCACCCACUCUGGGGAAUGCAACCUCGGUGCCUGCACCCAAAAUGCAACCUAGGGAAAUGAAUUCAUCGCCUUCCCCAGCGGCUUUCACCAAAAAGGUUAGUCUUCCAAUGAAAAUGGCAAGUGAGCUGUUAAGCGUCCUGCCAACCAAGACAUAGGCCUAUCGAGAACUUUCUCUGCUGAGGCAAGGAACGUGUACCUAAAGGAAAACACUCGCGGAGCACGCCUCACUUCCCAGCCACACCGAAGAUGGCCACUGGCACAGGCCCGUUCCUGAGCACUGCGCAGGCGCACUUCCUCAUGCCACUCCCAACAUGGCUCCUGCAGUGCGCGUUGGGGCGGGGCCAAGAGCGGAAGUGGGUGUGACGGGGACGGGAGCCCACUGGGCCCGCCGACGAAAAAUACUGAGGAGUGGGAGCUAUAGCGUUCGGAGCGAUGAUACCGCCACAGGAGGCAUCCGCCCGGCGGCGGGAAAUCGAGGACAAGCUGAAGCAGGAGGAGGAGACGCUGUCCUUCAUCCGAGACAGCCUGGAGAAGAGCGACCAACUCACCAAGAACAUGGUGUCUAUCCUGUCGUCCUUUGAGAGCCGCCUAAUGAAGCUGGAGAACUCCAUCAUCCCUGUGCACAAGCAGACAGAGAAUCUGCAGCGGCUGCAGGAGAAUGUUGAAAAGACGUUAUCCUGCCUGGACCAUGUCAUCAGCUACUACCAUGUGGCCAGUGACACUGAGAAGAUCAUCAGGGAAGGCCCCACAGGCAGGCUGGAAGAGUACCUGGGAAGCAUGGCCAAGAUUCAGAAGGCUGUGGAGUAUUUCCAGGACAAUAGCCCAGACAGCCCAGAACUCAACAAAGUGAAGCUGCUGUUUGAGCGGGGGAAGGAGUCGCUGGAGUCUGAGUUCCGAAGCUUGAUGACCCGACACAGUAAGGUUGUGUCCCCUGUGCUCAUCCUGGAUCUGAUCAGUGGCGAUGACGAGCUGGAGGUCCAGGAGGACGUGGCCUUGGAGCACCUGCCCGAGAGCGUGCUCCAGGACGUGAUCCGCAUCUCGCGCUGGCUGGUGGAAUACGGCCGCAACCAAGAUUUCAUGAACGUCUACUACCAGAUUCGCUCCAGCCAGCUGGACCGCUCCAUCAAGGGCCUGAAGGAGCAUUUCCGGAAGAGCAGUUCUUCCUCUGGAGUUCCCUACUCCCCUGCAAUCCCCAACAAGAGGAAAGACACACCCACCAAGAAGCCACCCAGGCGGCCAGUCUCUGCUCCAGGUAAACAGUGUCUCUGUGUGUCAGCCACAGCUUGGCAAGCCCGGCUGUCUGUGGCUGUGAAGAGAUGCUGCCCUAAGCUCAAGGAGAAGUUGGGACAUUCUGGGGUAGGGGCCAAGGUAGCAAUGGGAAGGGAAGCCAGGGGCUGCCCCCUCCUAGCUGGCCCCCUGCCCAGCUGUUGGGCCCUCCUCUUGUGAUAGCAGGCUUUGAGUAGAGCUUUCACCCUCCAUGUCUCUAGUCCCCACCUGCCCUGCCCCUCAGGGAACAAGGUGUCUGUUCACACAAAGGCUCCUCCUCAGGUCUUUGUUUAGGGUUUGCAGAAAUGGCAGGGUGGGGGCUACCCUCGCAGCACACUGAGAGGAGCCUUAGGGAGGGGGCACCUGUUGGCCCCAGCAGGAAGGGCACUGCCUGCUCCCUCCAGCAGUGUGGAUGUCCUGGCUGCCUCCACCCCCCGGAAAGCCUGCUGCAAACAGCGACUCUACUAACCCAGCCUGCUGGGCUGCAGCUGCCAGCACAGUGGCUGGUCAUCCCUGUGCCUUCGGUGUGCUGGGAGCGGCUGUCUCUGGGAGGCUGCCAGGGUCUCGGCCGGUCUGUGCUUGCUUCCUCUCUUGCCUCGUUCUCUGACAGGCCCGCUGGAGGUCCCAGGACCCUGUUUGCACUGCCCCAAGAGUACUCGCUGGCCACACAGGGACCUGGCUUUUCUGGGAGGAGGGAUCUGAUCCCAGGGGGCUCACAGCAGACCUAAACCACCCUUGGUUCAGAGCACAAGACGGAAACUCUCCUACUGUGAGGGCCCCGUGGCUUCUGUGAGUUUUCAAGAGCUGUCAGGAGUUGGUGGGCUCAGUCCUAACGUCAGGGCCUGGGGAAUCAGGCUCCUGGGACGGCAGUUCCCAGCUCUGAGGAGAGGUGCAGGGAGGCCUCCUCCACGAGGAGACACCGGCCUUAGCAUCGCUGGAGGUAAUUGGGUGCCUGAUAGGUUUGGCGCCUGCCAGCUCAGCAUCCCCCGUCCACACCCAUGCCAGUGUGCUGGUUAGGUCCCUGUUGGGCCAGCGGCCCUGGCUGCUCCUGGCUGGUGUGGGACAGGAAUGUGAUGUGCUCAUUAGCAAGGCUGCUCACCGAAUGGGGAGAACACGAAGGGGGCAGAUGUGAGCUGGCCCGCCAGACUUGAUUAUUAGGAGCUAAUUGGUGUGGAACAGACAGAGAUGAGCCUCCCAGACCCUGCCCCCUUCCUCCCGCAGCCUUUUGGGAGCUGCCAGGACACAGCAGCCUCGGUUUGUUCAGAUGUAGAGUCGGGGAGAUGGACCAGAGUUAAGCUCAUGGUGCGUGUCCCCUGCUCCCCAUCCAUUCCAACAGCCUUGUUAACAAGGCAGCUGCCCUGUCUUCUUGAAAUGCUGUUUUAGUUCCCCACGUCUUCUGCCCUGAGAUGUCUCAUUCCCACAGAGGUAGCCGUUCCUGGAGGCUGUGGGGGCUGCAGUUUUGUAUUUAUUAUUUUCACUGUGACACUAACUGUUAUUUUUUUUCCCCCAUGCCAAGAGCAUGUACCCUCUCCUUCUGCUCGCCCUCGCCUCUCUGUGUGGUGGCUUCUGUAACUCCUUGUUGGCUUUUGAAUUUUUUCCAGUUGCUUUGGUGGUUUGGGGAACACCUGGGUGCAUGGGGCCAGGCUGCCUCUGGUUGCUGAGCCUCCCAUCUUGGGCACAGCGCUCCUGGGAAACUCAGUCCCAUUUUCCCACCUCCCAGGGUCUGCUUCCUCCUGUCGUUGGCCUAAGCUCCAACACUGAGCACGCUCAGAUAGCUCUGCCUGGAGCUCGGGGCUGGGCAGUGGGCCACUGGCUUCAAGGUGGCCCAGGCUGUACCAGCCUGGUCGUGCCCUCUGGGUGUGAGAGCUUCGUCCCUAGCUUCUCCAUCCUGAGCCCUCAUCUCUGUGAUUAAAGUGCCACUUUGGUAUUUUUCUUUUUGACUCCUGGUGGAUCUUAUUUCCAUCACCCUCUGUACUUUGUAAAAUGAACUCAAAUCCAGACAGUGGGGAUCAGUAGAGAAUCCAGAGUUCCAUCUGGAGCAGGACAUGUCUCCUUUCCUUCAUCUUCAUCCCCAGGGUCUUCCAUGGUCCCGGGCAAGGGCCUGCUCACUGUUGGGGGGCCGGGUGUGGGGCCUGGGGCAGGUGGAGGGCCGCUGCUGUUUUCUCUCACUCAUUUCCUAGGUCUUCUUAUCUCCUCUCUGUGUGGCUCUGG